Stegastes partitus (bicolor damselfish) is the source of this 3408-nucleotide messenger RNA. RefSeq names its product glycerol-3-phosphate acyltransferase 3 (gene gpat3). The transcript has 7 exons. NCBI's taxonomy places the organism in Eukaryota, Metazoa, Chordata, Actinopteri, Pomacentridae. Gene Ontology annotation, molecular function: glycerol-3-phosphate O-acyltransferase activity. Gene Ontology annotation, cellular component: endoplasmic reticulum. The coding region runs from base 664 to 1827 and encodes 387 amino acids. Gene Ontology annotation, biological process: triglyceride biosynthetic process. The record is from RefSeq and is a predicted model, not a curated record.
AGCAGCAACGGGAUCUAACGGCCCACAGACUCUGUCCCUUUAAAGCAGCAGUGACGCGAGUUCACAGCUUAGGAUGAAGAAAUACCGUUAAAGUCCCGUAUCUGGACCUGUCCCUGAACUGUAGGACGUUAAACUGUUAAAUCAUGUAACAUAGUGAGUGGUUAGUGGAUUGUUGUCGCUCUGACAUCUACCUGGUCCAGGUGGAGGUUUACCUGCUGUGGGCUCCUUCAUGCAUCACGCUGAAGGAAAACUGGACAAAACAAACGUGACCAUUACAGAUUACUGCAUGACUUAUUCUAAUGUCUGUUACUGUGUUAUGGCCAUAGAUGUGUUCACAGGGAUGUCAGGUCUUACAGCGUAAUUAGUGCUUAUAAUGACUGCAUGUGAAAGUACAACUUUUCCCUUCUGACUGAUUAAACAGCCACAGAGAGACACAAACAAACUGAAAUAGAUGCAAGAUGCUGGUUGUUUUCUCGUCUGACUGAUAAACUGCCAGAUCUCUGGUAUUGUGUCUGAGCUGAUGGAAGCAGCAGCUAUCUGGUUAGAAGGUGUAGCUGCAGUACCAUGUUGGCCUGACGGCGGCGCUGCAGCCACAGGUUGAUCCUCAGCAGCUCCAGGUGUUGGAUGUGUGUGCAGGUGAUGCUCUGACCUGCAGCUGCGCCGAUGGAGGACCUCUGGAGCGCCGCUGCAGCUGUUUUCCAGCUGUGGCUGUUCGUCGUCGUCUUCCUCAUCAUGCUGCCCGCCAUGUUCGGCCUGUCGCUGGGCGUCACCGGCGUCUACAUCCAGGUCCUGGUCAAGAUCCUCGAGUCACAGAACCUGUUGUGUUCUUGUCUGACGGACCCGGGCCUCCGUGUGCUGCCUCCAGGUAUCAUCGAGCGGGCCGGCGGCUCCAUGCAGGAGGUUCUGGGGCAGCAGUUCUCUCUGAGCGACGUCUCGUUCUUCAGUAAGAAAGGUCUAGAGAGCAUCGUGGACGACCAGGUGACGCAGCGCUUCUCCUCCGAGGAACUCGCCUCCUGGAACCUGCUCACCAGAACCAACCAGAACUUCCGAUACAUCAGCCUCCGGCUCACCGUCAUCUGGGGCGUUGGCGUCUUCAUCCGCUACUGUGUCCUAUUCCCCCUCAGGUCAGGUCCACUUCCUGUCUCCUCUUCCUCAGGUCAGGUUCACUUCCUGUCUCCUGUUCCUCAGGUCAGGUCCACUUCCUGUCUCCUGUUCCUCAGGUCAGGUCCACUUCCUGUCUCCUGUUCCUCAGGUCAGGUCCACUUCCUGUAUUCUCUUCCUCAGGUCAGGUCCACUUCCUGUAUUCUCUUCCUCAGGUCAGGUCCACUUCCUGUCUCCUAUUUCUCAGGUCAGGUCCACUUCCUACUCAGAGCUCAUGUUGCAGCUAAAACCAAACUUCCGAUCCUGAUCUUUCCAGAAGGAACCUGCAUCAACAACACGUCUGUCAUGAUGUUCAAGAAGGGGAGCUUCGAGAUCGGAGGGACCAUUUAUCCCGUCGCCAUCAAGUACGACCCUCGGUUCGGAGACGCCUUCUGGAACAGCAGCAAGUUCAACAUGGUCAGCUACCUGCUGCGCAUGAUGACCAGCUGGGCCAUCGUGGUCAACGUGUGGUACCUGCCGCCCAUGACCCUCCAGGACGGGGAGGAUGCAGCUCAGUUUGCCAACAGAGUGAAGUCUGCCAUCGCCAACCAGGGCGGCCUGCUGGACCUGGCCUGGGACGGCGGCCUGAAGAGGUCCAAGGUGAAGGACUCGUUCAAGGAGGAGCAGCAGAGGCUGUACAGCAGCAUCAUCGUGGGACAGAACGGAUCAGCCGUCAGUAAUCAGUAAUCAGCGUCUCCUCCUGGUCCCGUGGUGACGAUGAACCCGUGACCCGUCUGACUUGUUCUGCUGCUGCUGCUUCUGUGAGGAGCUGCAGCGCCCGGUUCCACCAGCAGGAGGCAGCACGACACAACAAACCAGCUCGUCUUCAUCCUCAGGAACCAGACGGGUUUGUGUCUCCUCCACUCAGCGUCUGAUCCAGAUCCAGUGUGUGACAGCAGAGCAGCUUUCUUUAAUCUUUGUGUUGUUCAAACAUCGGAUCAGAACUGAAGGAUCACCGUCUCCUCGCCUCACAUCUGGACCAGUGACACCAGUGACACCAGUGACACCAGUGACACCAGUCAUCUACACGCUGAGCUUUUACUGACUGACAGGGACUUCAAUCUGAAACAAUCACAGGCUUUUCUCCUUUAAAUCUGUGAAAUAUCUGAAUUUCUUUUUGUAAAUUUUCAGCUUUAAUUGAACAAAUAAAUUAUAAAAGCCCCAAAUUAUCAGCAGCUCAUCUCACACCAUGUUCUCAGAGAAUUUAGAUUUUUUCUCUCUUCAAUUUGUGCCUUUAAUUGAACAAAUUCUGUCUUUUUUCUUCUAAACUUGUGCCUGAAAUCCCCAAAACACGAGCAGUUCAUCUCACACACGUCUGACGUGAUUAUCAGUCACAGAACAGUUUUUUUUCUUUCUAGUAAAUUUAUGCCUUUAACUGAACAAAUAAAUUAUAAAAACCCCAAAUUAUCAGCAGCUCAUCUCACACGUUGUUCUCAGAGAAUUUAGAUUUUUUUCUUUUAAACUUGAGCCUUUAAUUGACAAAUUCUGUUUAUUUUAGUACAUGUGUGAACCUAUUGUUUGAGAAUAUCAGAAUUAUUUUCUAGGAAUUUGUUCCUUUCUUCUCAGUGAAUUUAGAUUUUUUUUCCUCAUAAAUUUUUAACUAAACAAAAAUCCUAAACCUGUGAGUUUAUUCUCAGAGAACUGUUUUUUUUCUUCUAGUAAACUUGUGCCUUUAAUUGAACAAAUGAAUUAUAAAAGCCUCAAAGUAUCAGCGGUUCAUCUCACACGUUAUGCUCAGAGAAUUAAUUUAAACAAAAAUCCAAAACCUGUGAGUUCAGUCUCAGACACUUGUAGUUUUCUUGUACGUUUGUAAUUUAAUUGAACAAAUUCUGUUUUUUUUUCUUCUGAACUUGUGCCUUAAAUCUCCAAAACACGAGCAGUUCAUCUCACACACGUCUGACGUUAUUAUCGGUCACAGAACAGAGUUGUUGGUGUUUUUUUUCUAGUAAUUUGUGUCGUUAUUCUCACAGAAUUUAAUUUUUCUUUCCUCGUAUAUUUUAAACUGAAUCCAUCCCAACCUGACUCUCAUCUGCACACCGUCCUGGUUUCUCUGCUAAUCUGAGCGUUGGUCCCAUAAAUCUGUGGCCUUCAUUAAAAAGACGUCUCAUCGUGGUGGUGUCCAACCUGCGGGCCGAGGCCCCUCACAGGGUCGUGGGUUCCACCUGAAGGGUCCACACGAGAAACGUCUUAAUGUGAAAAUACCAGCAGGAAGUUCGUCUAUUCAGUAAAUUCUGUUUGUAGAACAUGAAUAAAAAUAAUAAAACGAUG